Rhineura floridana is the source of this 1372-nucleotide messenger RNA. It is a transcript of the gene TPT1, whose product is annotated as tumor protein, translationally-controlled 1. The record is from RefSeq and is a predicted model, not a curated record. NCBI's taxonomy places the organism in Eukaryota, Metazoa, Chordata, Lepidosauria, Squamata, Rhineuridae. The transcript has 6 exons. Gene Ontology annotation, molecular function: calcium ion binding. Bases 116 to 634 code for a protein of 172 amino acids. Gene Ontology annotation, cellular component: cytoplasm.
GCCGCCUCGGCCUUUUCUCGCCUCGCUCCUUGUUCUCCCUGGGAGCUGCUGCUGAGUCGCUCCGCUCCCUGAGACCGCCCGCCAGCUUGACCCAUCUUUGCCCGACUCCUCAGCCAUGAUCAUCUACCGCGACUGCAUCAGCCAAGAUGAGAUGUUCUCAGAUAUUUACAAGAUCAAAGAAGUGGCCAGUGGGCUCUGCCUGGAAGUGGAAGGGAAGAUGGUGAGCAGAAAAGAAGGUGUAAUAGAUGAUGCUUUAAUUGGUGGAAAUGCAUCUGCUGAAGGUCCAGAAGGAGAAGGGGCAGAGGCCACCGUUGUCACUGGUGUUGACAUUGUAAUGAACCACCACCUUCAGGAGACAAGUUUCACUAAAGAGUCUUACAAGAAGUACAUCAAGGACUACAUGAAAGCAAUCAAAGCCAGACUUGAGGAAACAAAGCCAGAGAGAGUAAAGCCGUUUAUGACGGGAGCAGCUGAACAAGUCAAACAUAUCCUUGCAAACUUCAAAAAUUACCAGUUUUUUGUAGGUGAGAACAUGAAUCCAGAUGGAAUGGUGGGAUUGCUGGAUUUCCGUGAGGAUGGUGUCACCCCAUAUAUGAUUUUCUUUAAGGAUGGAUUAGAAAUGGAAAAAUGUUAACAAGAGAUCAACCCUUCUGGAUCAUCAUCAUAAUUGGCUGCUGCUCUUUAUUCAUCAACAAAACAUCAUGCCUCAGCAUUGCCUGAAAACUGGACUGAUGCCAUCUUGAGCUUAAUUUGAUUUAUUUUGACCCUGAAUUAAUUGGAGUGGAGGCAUUGGUUUUUAAAAACUUGUCAUGUAGGCUGUCUAAAAUAAAAAAAACUAAUUUAAACCCAGCAUAGAUAAUGCCUCUUGGUUUAAUGCGUUGAGCAGGGUUCUUCAGCAAGCUUGUAGCUCUUGUGCAUUUGGAUUUUUGACAUCUCAGUAGUAUAGCCUGGCCUAAUGCGUGUGUAAGACUGUCUUCAGAUAUUGGUGACCCUGGAAGUGGAAGAUCAGCCAGCCACAAUUGCUUCUUAAACACCUGAAAAUGACUAGUAUAGAAGAAGGCUUCAUUCUGAAGUGGACCCUGCUUCUUGCUGUUCAACAAACCGCAAUAACUAGCUAGAGGACAAAAUUGGAAGACUGAAUAUGGACUGUACUACUUUGAGUUCUUCACCAGUCAAGGAGGAAUGGAUUUCUUCAGUUUAUCAUGGCAAAUUAUGACUGUAAGGCAGCGGAAAUGGAGAAACAAUCCUUGGUGGCAAAAACAAGCAUAUUAGGCAGGGACUCUGCACACGCGAGGCAUUGCUUAUAUGCUGUAGUUUGACGUAAUUGUAACUUAAAAUACAUAAGUAAUACUGGUUUAAUCCCAGGAUGCUA